Molecule: messenger RNA, 7460 nt
Organism: Stegastes partitus (bicolor damselfish)
Lineage: Eukaryota; Metazoa; Chordata; Actinopteri; Pomacentridae
Gene: stxbp5b
Product: syntaxin binding protein 5b (tomosyn)
Exons: 29
Coding region: 324-3890 (1188 amino acids)
Biological process (GO): Golgi to plasma membrane transport; exocytosis
Cellular component (GO): plasma membrane; cytoplasm; SNARE complex
Molecular function (GO): myosin II binding; GTPase activator activity; syntaxin binding
Source: RefSeq, a predicted model, not a curated record
CGUAGCCAGUUUGCUACCCGCUGAGCCCUGGCUGGGGAAGCAGCUCACGGAAACGAUUGAUCCCGAUCGAAUAACGCCAAAGCUGGCCACAUAAAUGGCGGAUUAACACCGAUAUCGGCAAGGACUCGCUUAAUCAAUGUUCGUGACUCGGGUGCUUUUGGGGAGUGCGCUGGCAACACCCUCCGUAACAUGUGAGAUGUGCACAGAAAGAUAUUAACUGUGCGUUAUUUCGGCUAACUAGCUAGCAGCUACCCCCUCUCUAUCCAAUUUAUGGUAGCUCGCCUGAGCUGUUUUUUCAACCGUCGCGUCCGUACCGGAGGAAAAUGAAGAAGUUCAACAUUAGGAAGGUGCUUGACGGCUUGACAGCGGUUUCUUCGUCCUCCUCCGCAACUGCUCAGCCGGGUACUCCCAGGGAAAACGACGUUGUCCAGGAGACUCUCCAGUCGGAGCAUUUUCAGCUGUGCAAGACUGUGCGUCAUGGCUUCCCAUAUCAACCAUCCUCAAUGGCUUUUGACCCCGUACAGAAAAUCUUGGCCAUUGGGACUCAGACUGGAGCUUUGAGGCUCUUCGGCCGUGCAGGUGUGGAGUGCUACUGUCAGCAUGAGAGCGGCGCUGCUGUCAUCCAGCUCCAGUUCCUGAUCAACGAGGGGGCGCUGGUGAGUGCCUUAGCUGACGACAGCAUCCACCUGUGGAACCUGAGGCAAAAAAUCCCCGCCAUCCUGCAUUCCCUCAAGUUUAACAGGGAGAGAAUCACAUACUGCCACCUGCCCUUCCAGAGCAAAUGGCUGUACAUCGGCACAGAAAGAGGAAACAUCCACAUCGUCAACGUGGAGUCCUUCACUCUCUCAGGCUACGUUAUUAUGUGGAACAAAGCCAUCGAACUAUCCACCAAGACACACCCAGGGCCUGUUGUGCACAUCAGUGAUAACCCCAUGGACGAGGGCAAGCUUCUGAUUGGAUUCGAGUGCGGGGUAGUGGUGUUGUGGGAUUUGAAGUGCAAAAAAGCUGACUACCGCUACAAUUAUGAUGAGGCGAUCCACUCCGUCGCCUGGCACCAUGAGGGGAAACAGUUUGUCUGCAGCCACUCCGACGGCACUUUGACCACGUGGAAUGUACGAGCCCCGGCCAAGCCUGCACAGAUCAUCACACCACAUGGAAAGCAGCCUAAGGAUGGAAAAAAGCCAGAACCAUGCAAGCCUAUCCUGAAAGUGGAGUACAAAACAACAAGGGCUGGGGACCCAUUCAUGGUCCUGUCUGGAGGUCUGUCUUACGACACGGUGGGGAGGAGAGCCUGUCUGACUGUGAUGCAUGGAAAGAGCACUGCCGUCCUGGAGAUGGACUACCCCAUUGUAGAUUUCCUCACGCUGUGCGAAACUCCAUAUCCAAACGACUUUCAGGAGCCUUAUGCUGUGGUGGUCCUACUUGAGAAGGAUUUAGUUGUAAUAGACCUGGGACAAAUUGGAUACCCAAUUUUUGAGAAUCCAUAUCCUCUGACUAUCCACGAGUCACCAGUGACCUGCUGUGAGUAUUUUGCUGACUGCCCUGCUGAACUUAUUCCUGCACUUUACUCCGUCGGCAGCCGGCAAAAGAGACAAGGUUACAGCAAGAAGGAAUGGCCUGUUAGUGGGGGAAACUGGGGCCAAAACACACAGAGUUAUCCAGAGAUUAUAAUUACAGGACAUGCCGAUGGGUCAAUCAAAUUUUGGGAUGCGUCUGCAUUAAUGCUUCAAGUGCUGUACAAGCUGAAGACUGCCAAGGUGUUCGAGAGGGCUCGCGGUAAGGAGGAGAAGCCCAGUACAGAUAUAGUAGACGAGGACCCGUUUGCCAUCCAGACCUUGUCCUGGUGUCCUGAGAGCAGGAUGCUCUGCGUGGCCGGAGUGUCUGCUCAUGUCAUCGUCUAUAGGUUCAGCAAACAAGAAAUCACCACUGAAGUCGUUCAGCUUUUGGAGGUGAGGAUGCAAUGCGAGUUUAGCGACGUGGACUCCCCUGACCCAGGAGGGGAUCAGACCCCCACCCUGCCAACGCCUGGAGCUUCCUCCAGCCCUCAGGAGAGCGAGCCUCCCACUCAGCCCUCCACAGGCAGCAACUCCUCCGACGGGCCCCGAGACAAUAUCCCAUGCCUACAGGUGCGGAGCUCCCCGCUGAAGCAGUCUCCGGGCUACCAGGUGGAGCUGGUGAUCCAGCUGGUGUGGGUGAGUGGGGAGCCGCCUCAGCAGAUCACCAGCCUGGCAAUCAAUUCCUCCUACGGCCUUGUGGUGUUUGGGAACAGUAAUGGCCUGGCUGUGGUGGACUACCUCCAGAAAACUCUGCUCCUCAACAUGGGAACGUCGGAGCUGUACAGCCCGUCCGACCCCUACCAGAGGCAGCCUCGCUCCCCACGUAAAGCGCGACAACCUUCCGGAGCGCUUUGUGAUUCCAAUGAUGGUUCCAACACCUCAGAGGAUCGCUGCAAAUCACCUACUUCAGGAUCUACCUCACCCUGCAAUUCAGAUGAUGACCGAAAGCAGAAGUUCAUAGAGAAGGUGAAGUUCAAAAGCAGACGCUUUUCCAAGACGGUUGCCAAUGACUUUGCCAAGAUGUCACGGAAAAUUAGCUCGUCUAGUGAGCAAAAGCCAGACCAGGAGAAAAGGUCUCAACGGUGGCGCUCUUUCACAUGUAAGAAGCGCCCUUGUUGUGGGACUGAAGGAAAGCCAGCGGCCAAGACGAGCCAGAAGAGGGUCCUCUGUAGAACUAAGUCAGACCCCAACUCCUAUGCCAAGGAUAACUCAUUCACCCGCUCGCGUAGUUCAAGUGUAACCAGCAUAGACAGAGAAUCUCGAGAGGCCAUCUCCUCCUUUUACUUCUGCGAGAGUUUCCCCAGGAAGGCGGACAGCGUGAUCAGCCCCUGUCUGCUGGUGGGGACCACGCAGGGCUCCGUGAUGAUGGUGGCCCUCAGCCUGCCACCUGGUGGGGACCAGAGGCUGCAGCAGCCGGUCGGCAUCGCCUCCUGUGGCACUAUGGCCCAACUCAAAGGAGGCAUCUUGACGAUGGGUCUGCUUGACGCCGCUGGAACUCUGCUGCCCCCUUCCUACGAGCCAUGGUAUGACCCAAAUGCCUCAGAUGAAGAAAAAGAGAAGGGCCGGAGGCGCAGGCCAGCGUCCCCUCCUUCAUCACAAGAGGGCCAGGACGCCCAGUUUGCCGUGCUGUGUUCGGAGAAACAGGCCAAGGUGGUGGCCAUGCCCUCCCAAACCCGCCUCUACAAACACAACAUCACAGAGACCUCCUUCGUGCUGAGGGCUGACAUCGUGCAGAUGGCAGGGACUAACUGCAUCACCUGUUUCUGUGCAAACGGCCACAUAAUGACUCUGAGUUUGCCCAGUCUACGGCCUCUGCUGGAUGUGAACUACCUGCCGCUGACAGACAUGCGGAUAGCGAGAACAUUCUGCUUCUCUAACCUGGGUCAGGCUCUGUACCUCACUUCACCUACUGAGUUCCAGAGGAUCACCUACAGCCAGGAGACCUGCGACAACCUGCAGGAGAUGCUCAGUGAGUUAUUUACCCCUGUGGAGACACCAGAGGCUCCAAACAGAGGUUUCUUCAAAGGCCUUUUUGGUGGAGGAGCUCAGUCUCUGGACAGAGAGGACCUCUUUGGUGAAACAGCUGCUGGUAAGGCAUCCCGUAGCCUGGCGCAGCACAUCCCCGGCCCAGGCAGCAUGGAGGGCAUGAAGGGCGCAGCAUCAGGAGUUGUGGGCGACCUCGCUCGCGCCAGGAUAGCUCUGGACGAGAGAGGGCAGAAACUGGGCGAGCUCGAGGAGAGAACAGCAGCCAUGAUGGCCAGCGCAGAGUCCUUCUCCAAGCAUGCCCACGAUAUGAUGCUGAAGUACAAAGAUAAAAAGUGGUACCAGCUCUGAUGGCAGCGUGUGGAGCUUCGGACUCUGUAAUCACGCACACCAGUAUCUCUGACGAGCUGCAGGUCCCUCUUCUUCUUCUUCUACUUCUUCUUCUUCUUCUCUUCUCUAUUUCUCUCCAGCGGGGGUGGGGGAGGGGGGAGGGUUCUGCUCAACAGAAUCAUGCUUUUUUUUUUUUCCCUCAGCACAAUAUCAUCACUCUGCAUUACCUCAGUCACCGGAGGACUGCUGCAGAGGAGACACUGGCCAAUGAGAAUGGAAAGAAAUGAGAGAAGAGAAGCUCUUAGGAGUCUCUCUUUCCAUUUCACCAGAGAGCGACAAUGCUCGUUUAACAUCAGACCAGGAGAGGAGGGGGACCUUUCAUAUCCAUCAUGCACUCGUAUAUGUCUCAUAAAUAUAUAUCUACACACUUUGCUGUUUUGUUCGGAAAAAGGAAAGACAAUUCUGCAAAAAAAAAACAAAAAAAAAAAAAUGUACUCGUGGUGGCCUGACUGCAAUUGUUUGUUUUCCUUUCUCUGCCCUUUAUGGUGUCUGCCAAACACAGUGGACUUAAAUGAGGAGAAAAGUCUGAUGACCCCGUGUCCUUCGAAUCUAAUCAGUUCAGAGAACGUGAAAGUUUCUAUAGGAAUGAUUGAAUCAGUGAAGGACUUGUGUUUGUUUGUUUUUCUGGUCCAAAUUGUUUUUAAGAGUUUGUCUUCUGCCCUUUGUUUGUCUGUUUUUUUUGUCCUUUUUUGUCCAGAAAGGGCCUUUUUAAGCACUUAGAACAGUACAAAAAAAAAUAAAAAAAUUGGACAGGGAGAUGAUGAAUCUGUUGCCUCUCACGGAAUAAGGGCUGGUAGUACACUAGUUCAUCACCGACCAUACCUUUUACAGCAUUUUCCAAUCAAGUUGUUUUAGGUGAGAAAGACAAAAAAAAAAAAGUUUUCUGGUAGUCACUUUGCUUUUAUUUUUGAAUUGAGCUAUUUAUUGGAUCAGUAUAAUAGAAAUGAAGUAAAAGAUGGUUUGUAUGUUGGGCAUUAAAUUUUCUUUUGUUUCCUUUUAAAUGCACCAAACAAAAAGUGCUGAAGAUGUUUACCCCCUAAAUGAAGAGUUUACAUUGAUCCAUGAGAAGAAUUAGUUGAUACACUGGAAGUAAACCCCUGAAGGUCCUGUAUUCUUAGCUUUCGAGGGGCUGUAGCUACGAGAAGGACGACGAGUCGACGGGCAAGACAAAGAUUGUCCUUAAUAUAAUUAGCAUAAAUGUAUAUUUUGGUUACAAUUUUACGUUUUUCUGUGAUAAAGAUCUAUUUAUACACGAUCAUACAGAUUUUGUUUGUGGCGUUCUGUUGUAGCCUGAGUUGAUUUUCUUUGGUUGUUUUUUUUUUUGUCUCGAUUCUCAGUGUGUAGGGAAAAAAGCAUGUGUCUCUUACAGCACAAUGGAAGUGAUAAUGCUGUCUUUGUAUUCGUAGCUGCCAGUAGAAAUGACCAAGCACAACACGGUGUUCCACACAGUGCCGUUGGUCAUCUCUCUCCGAAAAACCAUUCACUUCGAAACUGUUUCUCUUCUGCCUUUGCCUCAUGACGCAUAUAUGCUAACCUCUACCUAUGUGUAUAUCUGUGUGUUUGUGAACAUACAUAUAUUCAGGAAUAUGUGUAUGGGCGCCAAUGUUUAUAAUACUACAUAGAUACAGUGUAUUACAAUAGGUCUUUUGAGGUUUUUGUUUUUGCUUGACAGUGUUUUUCAAUGUGAUUAACUAGACUUCUAUUGUAAUUAGAUUUCUUUUUCAUGAGGUGCAAGGAUAUGCUGCUAUUUGUGUCAAUAUAGGAGCAUUAUCUGUCGGUCUUUUAUUUUGAAAAGAGAGACAAUACUUUGUCAGUCCAGAUUGCUGCCAAAUGUUGUAAAUAGCGGGACAGCUGGACACAAAUCUGACAGUGCAGGUUCAGGCAAUGUGACAUACUGUACGCUUGCGGCCAUGUUCUUUUCUGACACCAAAGAGUUGCUUAAUUUCACAAAGUUGUCUUGAUUUUUUUUGUUUUUUGGUUGUUUUUUUUUUCCCCCAAAUGGUAAAAGUCGGUCAGGAUGAUUUGACAGCACUCUUAAGUCGAGAAGUCUACUGUGUGUAAACGGGUCGGAGGGAGGGAGGGUGGGAAGUAGUAUUUUGGCUUUGCUUCUUCUUUUUGGGCAUGACACCUCCAUUACUGUCCCAAACUGCUGUACAUGUGCAAAGUGAAUUUGAAGAGUUUCAUUCCAAGACGAGAUAUCCGCCAAAGUAAAAUGAAGUAACUUUGAGUGGAAAUUGAAAAAUUGAUCGAAGGCAUGAAGUAAAUGAAGAGACUUUUUCUGUUAUUUUAGACUUUAGAGUAUUAAAUCAUGUAGGAGAUGUCGAGUUAUCAGUCAUACCAAAAAUGUUUUAUCCAAGAUGGAUAUGCGGCAUUUUGGAAUAAAACCCUUCACUUUCAGACGGCUGAUUUUAAUCUUCUCUGCUGUAUACUACUACUGAGAUAAACCCAUUUGGAAGAGCAGUUAUGUGGGUUUUGCACUAUUUUUUGUACUUAAAAAUAAUUUUGUUAGUAUGAUUUUUAAUGUGUUUAUUCUUUUGUGUCCCUUUUUUUUUUUUUUCUUAUUUUCCAAAGGACCAAAACAUGACAGAACCUAUGCUUAUCUAUGUCGUUUGCCAAUUAUGCUGAUUGCUUCACUCUCAGAUUUGUUUUCAAUGUCAGGUUAAUGAUACUAUGAUAUAUUUAUAUAUUUGAAAACAAAUAUAUAUAUACUUUUAAUUUCAAUAAUCUAUUAAAAAUGAAUACCUUUAAUGUAAUUUUGGGAUAGAAUAACACACAUUAAUGUCCAAACAAUGGUUGUGCAUAAUUAUCCAUCAUCCAGACAUGACAAUACGACAUUUUCUGGUAUAUAUUGAACAUGCUCAUCUCAGAUUUAAGCUUUGCUACUGCAGGAGGAUCGUCUCCUUUGGGUGGGCCGCUGAGUCUUUCUACGAAGUGUGGCCUCAACUUUAAAGUGCUUCAGUUUGCAACAUAUAUGUCCUAAAUGGUCUCUUAUUGCACAUUGAAGGAUGCAUGAUAUUAAGUGUUUACAAACUUGAAACAACCAUGUAUUAUCCCUCUUAGAGAUUGUCUGUUCUGGCAUUUGUAUUAACCACCAUGUUGAACAAAACUGAAGUUCUCAUCACACAUCCGAAGCGCGUCCCGUUUUCAUUUGACCAUGCCAAUUGUAUACGUGUGAGAGAUUAUAUUUAUUUUAUUGGUACAUCUGUUAAUGUUACUGUUUUUUGCUUCAUGGAAACUCUUGCUUUUUCCUGCGCUGUAGAAAACGCAUUGAAAACUGAAGCUCGGCUCGCAGCACCGUGCAGGAGAGCUCAAGGGUUUCUCGGUCGCCAUACUUCCAUCCAUCUGUCUUCUGGGAUGAAUAUCUGUGGAGUUGCAGUAUUUUCUCAUAGUAGGCAAUUUUUGUACAGUUUUAUUAAAAUAAAUUUCACAUGGAUGUCUGACUUAAUCUGCUGCCACAAACAAUUUAGACUGUAGAUACAGUAUAUAUAGAUAUUAUUGUGCAAUGGAAAAUAAAUGUAAAACCAAUCAUAA